Messenger RNA from Lymnaea stagnalis (great pond snail), 14340 nucleotides. The record is from the annotation of a GenBank genome assembly. NCBI's taxonomy places the organism in Eukaryota, Metazoa, Mollusca, Gastropoda, Lymnaeidae.
ACCAAACCUGGUGGAAUGAACAUGAUUACCCUCUUGAUUUUCAGCCUGGGUUGGGGUAAUUGGUAAAAAAAAACAAAUGAAAUGAGAGACCAGUAUAGCGGUACUUCUGGGGGAACCCUUACAAAAAAAAAGAUGGCAAACCUUUUAUUCCAAAAAAAAGCUACAGCAGGGGUGAAGGUGAGUGAAAAGGUAAAAUUUGCCACAGUUAAUAAAAUAAAUCACGAAAUAGUAAUAGUACUUCUAAUUAAAUGAAGAACUAAGUUCAAUCAAAAUUUAAACAAACUUCUAUGGGAAAUUUGAUUUUCUUUUCAUUAACAAGCUGCCAAGAUGUUGGCUCAAUUCUUCUACUCAAAGUCCCCUAAUCUCACUCUCCGCCUGUAAUUUCACAUCCAAACUUCAGUAUCUGUAUUUGUCUUGAUGGAUCCUACUGGAUUUGCAGAGCUGUCGCAUAACUUUAGGAGGCCCAAUUCAAUUUUCGGUCCUGUGCCCCCUGUAGUCACAAUAGUCAAUAGUGUUGUUAAAGCAAAAGGUGAUAGUUUAAUUAUUUUUCCACAUCACAAUUUUGCCAUCAUUGUUGGGCCCCUUAUUCUCAUACACAAAGCCAAGGCGAUCCAAACAUAAAAAUUAAUUUUGAAAUGUUCAGUUUCAGUGUUUUAAGAUACCUCAGAAUACCUGUCAUUCAGAAUAGUUUUCCCCAUUUUUAAAUUCCAUCUGCUUUAACUUCAAUAAACCAGUCCAGUACCUGAAGACUAGGGUAGGCAUGUUCUUUAGCUAUUUUUUUUCAACAGAAAUGUAUGGCUGAAAUUUCAUUAUAAAGAAGCAGUCAAUAUUCAAGGAUUUAAUCAACAGUAAAAUUGUAUAAAUAUGCACAUUUUCCAUAUCAUUUGUCAGACAGAAUGCUCAUUAUAUUAUUAAAUACCGGUACAAUGAAAUUUUGAUAAACUUUGGUAAAGAAUAAUUUUUAAUGGUACAUCUGAUAUUUACCUUAAACAAAAUUAUAUUGGUCCAAACAAAAAUCACCACACUAAAAAGGUCCAUUGUGUCGGUUGACAAUAUUGAAUUGAAUACUUGCAUAGUGCUUGUAUCCAUACUAUUUUAGUGUGCUCACAAUAGGGUUGCUCACCCAGGGCUUUCAACAUUUCACAUGAGAAGACAGUAAAAAAAAAGCUUUGUGAACAAAAAUUUUAAAAUUAAAUCAACAUAACAACACAGGAGAAAUUAAAUAGACCCAGAAGACAGUAUGAGUAUCAAUUUUGAGUAUCUAAAUAGCUCUGACAUAAAAAAAAGUACCAAUUUUGAUUUGAAGUUACACUUCUCACAAACCUGAAGUGAUUAUGUCUUCAAAUUAAUCUUUUUGCUCCAUGAUUAGGAUUUUUAUUCAUUUAUUUUAUUGCUUUUAUUUUUAUUUUAUUAUUUUUAAUUUUCAUAUUUUAUUUUUUAUAAUUAUGCCUAUGUUCUCUGUAUUAGGCCUAACUUUUUGAAUUUUAAUAGUCUAUGAUUUUCUCCCAUUGAAUAUUUCCAUCGAGAAACAUAUUUUGGGGAAAUAUCUAAAAAAUCUCCCAUUCCUUGGUUUUUAAAAACACAGCAGAUGUCCCAGGGCUCCAACCUUUUCAAUAUAGAUCAGGCAAACUGACUUUUAUAAUAUGGAUCAGACAAACUGAUUUCUAUAACUUACCCAUUAUUUUUAACGCUUUCAUCAUUCAAAUGCUACCUUCUAUAAACAAACAUUUAACAAAUUGUACUAGAACUAAAAAAAAAAAAAAUUAACUUCCAGACCUUUUGUAUUUAUGUCCAUAUCAUUGGUUAAAUGAUAAUAGUAAUACACUGAGCCAUUCCUUCAUUUUAGGAACUGGUGGCCGAUAGGUGUUUCUCUCUCUUUUUUAACACUAAAACAUCCAGAUGACUGCAAAUAAUCACUAACUCAUUAAUUUAUUUCAAAUUAUUUAAUGAAUAAUUGGAGGAAAAAAAUUAUGAAGGUCCAUGUUUUCCAUUACCGGUAUUACUAGUUUUAAAAAAAUGGGUGGAAUCAUAUUUAUUAAUUUAAAAAAUCUGUAUAUGCAAUUUUACUAAUUAAAACCUAUGCACAAUUAGACUAAUAUAAAAACUGUACAUAUGGUAUACACUUAGACUAAUAUAAAAACUGUAUGUGCAGUUAGACUAAUUUAAAAAUUGUCCGUACAUCUCUAUGAAAAAAAUCACAAUGGUUUUAUUAAUUAAAGUUAAUUUUAUAAAAUGGAUGCUUUUCCUUGGUCCUAACUUGUGGAAGUUGUAAAUCUCAUUUUUUUGUUUUUCAAUUCAUAAUAUGUUUUAACUAAAUUUUUUUGUUGCCUGAGGAAGGCUAAAGCAGUCUAUUUAUUAUUUUAACUAGCCGAUAUACCCUGCAUUUCCGGCAUUUAUUCAGAACAAAGGAACUUAUACAGCCUUAUAAUUAACAUUAAUUUAAGCACCAUGUAAAAAAACCUCCGCUGUUGUAAAAAAUAGUAAUAAAUCUGUCUCCUAAAAAAAAAAAGAGAAAAAGAAUUAGAAAUACUCAUACCAUCAGAGAAAGCAAAAACUCCUUUCAGCCUCAAUAUACAAGAAUUAGAAGAAGAACUAGAAAAAAUUUAACAAAAUAAAUACUAUGGGGCACAUGUUAGGAGUAGAACUUUCACUAAUAACCAAGAGGCACCUACAAAGAUAUUUCUAACAAUAGAACAAAACAUACAAAAAAGUAGACAGAUAGGACCGAUCAUUGACUCAAAAGGGGAAACACACACAGAGACUCCAAAGAUCGUAAAUUUAAAAAACCUAAUACAUAUAAACCAACAAUGCAGCAUCAAAUGCAGAGACGUACAUAACCACAUCAUUUCAUUGGAGACCUUAUUCAAUAUUCAAAUGAGAAAAACAUCCAAACUUGCAUAUUAUCACUAGAUCAAGAAAAAGCAUUUGAUAGGGUAGACCACACAUACUUAUAUAAAAUAUUACAACACAACAAUUUAUGGGAUUAUUUUUGUAAUUAGGUACGGUAAAAAUUUUAUACAAGGCCCCAAUUAGUAAUCUUAUAAUAAACAUCACACUUUCUAAAGACAUUAAAAUUGAUAGAUCAGUUAGACAAGGGUGUCCCCUAUCCCAUACAUUUAUAUCUUAUCCUUUGAACCCUUGUUAGAGAGAAUUAGAAGGGAGGAGAGUAUUAAAGGAGUAAGGAUCCCUGGCGGUAAUGAAACGAAAAUCAUUGGAGUCCCACUUACAGACAACCUCUCCAUGGACAAACAUGUCAUGAAUAUAUGUAGAUUAGCAUAUAACGAAAUUAGAAAAAUCAGCACCAUUAGACACCUCUUCUUUGAUGCCGCAAAAACUCUCGUCUCUUCACUCAUUCUUUCAAAAUUUGACUACUGUAACACUCUUCUCGCAGGCAUCCCUCAACACCACAUAGACAAACUUCAGAAGGCACAGAACUCAGCAUGCAGACUCAUUUUUAAAUCAAAGAAACAUGACCACAUUCAACCACACAUGUGGAUUGGUAGGCGGAAAGAUAGACGAGAUUUCCCUUUGGAAAUUGUAAGGAAAGAAAGUCUUAGGAUUUAUGGGAUUUAUUUUUCAAACCAACAGACUCAAACUAACAUAGAAACAUGGCAAAACAUUUAACAAUCAAUAAGAAAACAGCAUUGACAGACAUAAAUACACAGCACGCACAAUUUUUGGCAGGAGCACAAUCAUAAACACAUAUGUUAUUCCAAAAAUAAUAUACACAGGGAACAUAUGGGGUCCCCCACCAACAAUUUUAAAACAAAUCAACUUAUACAUCAGGAACUACAUAUUUCAAGGAACAAUGCAAAACAUUAAAUAUACAACAUUAAUCCAAUCUAAAUUAGAAAAGGGGGGGGGGGAAUAAUUUACAAGACAUACAAACUAAAUUAAAGGCACUUAGAAUCAAAUUUAUAGGACAAGCCAUUAGAAAGAAGGGUGAACAUUUAUUACAUAGGGAUAAGGUUACGACAUUUAAUAAAAAAAUGACAACAGCACACCACAUAACAUGGGAAGAAAUCAGUUGGAUUUUCAUAUGGCAUGCAUCCACACAUUAAAAGGCAACGAAACACUUAUACACAAAACAACCAAAGAAAUUUACACACAUUUAAUAAAGAGACAAGCAACACCACUCUACAGUAGAAUAAAAAUAAAAUGGACACAUGUUUAUGAAACAAUAAACACUAAGAAUACAUUUAAAAAUACACACAUUAAAGAAAUAGAAAAUACAGUCAAAGAAAUAACAUAUAGACUCAUAGUCAUAUACAACAUGACACCUGUCUCAUCAAGACCAUUUAAGGACAGAGUUAAGCACAUAGAAUGUCCACUCUGCAGGACAGGGGGUGAUGAGACAGAACAACAUUUAUAUCUGACAUGCAACACAAUAUUACAGACUACUAGGGGUGUGCCGGACCCCGAUCCGGAAUCCGGUUCCGCCGGAUUUUGCACUAUCCGGUGAAAUCCGGUUCCGCCGGAUUUACAUGUAUCCGGAACAACCGGAUUCCGGAAUCCGGAAUAUACCGGAUUUCGGAAUUUGCCAGAUUUUGUGACUCACCGGAUCAUAAUCUGAAAUAAAAGUAAUUCUCUUUCCCGAAUUUCACACGAUCACGAUACAUUAAUCGAUUGUUUCGAGCGUUGAGCUUGUUUAAUGUUUAAUAUUCCGUACAUACCAGAGGCUAGAGUCAGCACCGCUAAUAGUGGCCAAUAGUGUAGGGACUUUGAUAAGAAAAUUUAAACUUUUUGUAAAAAUAAACCAAUGGCAUAGUUGAAAAGAUGUAAUUUUUUAAAGAAUUAUAACACCAAAAUCAUAUUUUUAGCUGUUGUAGUUUUAAAGUUAUGAAUUUUUAAAGUACGACUUGGUUUGUCAUUUUUUAACAUGGACUGCAUCUCCACAUUCUGUGAUCUCAUUCCACCAAUCCCGUCAUGCGCAAUGACUAUAUAGUUUAUAUAAGGCAACGCAUUCCCUGCCUUAUCACUAAAAUACUGUUUAGACUUAGUUUAAACUUUCAACUUUGGCACAUGAAUAAUUAAUUAAAGCUUUCCCUGACCAAUGGUUUAAUAGUUUUUGCACACGGCAAACUCUUAUGAAUGAAACUCUGAGGUAGUACUACGAUACAGUUAUGCAAGUGGCUGUGAAUGGUUGCCAAUGACAACGUGUUGCACACGGUAAAUUCUGAUCAUUUAUAAUAUGGAUUCUACCGGGUUGUUAAAGCUCAAAUUAAAACAUUCCAGUUUAAAUGUCUUUAAAUGCAUUCUGAAACACAAGUUAUCAAUUAUUUUGAUGUAAAUAGUGAUAAUAAAUUAAUAUUUCCUAAGUAUCGUCAACUUCCGCCAUUAAAAAGGGGGGCGUGGCCAACCCCAUGGCGAAAUUAGGUUGAGCGAGCUGCAUAACCUGCUGCGAACGCGUAGAAACAUGGCGUCUCUCGUAAGACACUUAUCCAAAUGGAACGGAACUCAAAUAUAUAUCGAAAGUACUAAUUUAAUAAUAAAUAGACACACACAUCGGAAAAUUAAAAACUCGGAUUUUUUGGCGCCGAUUGCGAAUUCCCAUACACAAAAAGUAGUAGUCCACCUUGACUUACCGAAGUAUCUACCAAUAGUACCAAAAUCCGGAAUCCGGGAGAAACCGGAAUCCGGAUCCGGCGGAUUUCGCAUAAGAAAAUCCGGAUCCGGAUCCGGUUGGAAAAAACGGAUCCGGCACACCCCUACAGACUACAUCUACACUUAAACAAAUCAUCCAAGCAGGUACAGUACCCAGUAGAUAUAGAUAGAGCCAAAACACUAAACACUAUACCAGCAUCCAAAAAACAAGAAACAACACACAAUAAAUCUAAUAUUACUUUCACAAUACAGAAAACAUGUAUGGCACCACAGACUUAAGGCUUUUUUUCAUAAGCAUCAUUACACAAAAAUUACAUUUGAAACACUUUUUAGAUUUAAAAUACUCAACACAAUUCAAAACAUAAUUUAAGAAAAUAAAAUGACAAAAUAAUACAUUCAAAUAAUUUGUUUAGCAUUCCAAUUCAUUUAGACAUCAUGUUAAAUAAUUCAUAAUAGAAACAAAUGUUUAAUUUAGUACGCACACACUGUUUAAUUAGAAUUUCAGCAACUUUUAUGUCAAUAGAUUAUUUCAGCACAUGAUGUAAAACUGUUCAUUUGACACUUUGGAAAAUUUUCCUGAAAAUAUUUUAGUUUUGCUCUGUUUAUAUAAUAAUGAUUUUGAUAAAAAAAAAAAUGAAAAGUAGACUAAUCUUAAAAGAAUUGCCCACUUGUCCUCAAUCCUAUCAUUAAAGGUUGUAUUAUAAAUUUAAAAAAAAAAAAAAAAUCUGUCCUCUAUUAAAACACGUUUUAAUAACUUUUGUAAAACUUUCCUUCCCCCCAGAGGAUCCCAAUCCCGGAGGGAACCCAAUCGGAUCAUGUUACCCAAUGGGAUCCCAUUUUAUGAUGUAUACCUGUUUUCCAUAGGGAUCCUGAGCCCGGUGGGAUCCCGAGCCUAGUGGGUUCCCCAUCCCGGUAGGAUAACAAUACCUGUGGGAUUCCAAUUCUUGUGGGUUCCCGAUCACAUCACAAUCCAUCUUCCCGGUGUUAUCCCUGUUGGAUCAUAAUCCCGGUGUGAUCCUGUUUCCCGGUGGGAUCUCUACACCGGUUGGAUCCCGAUCUCGGUGGGUUCCCAUUUCCCUGUGGGGUCUUUAUCCCAGUGGGAUUCCGUUUUCAGGUGGGAUCCCGUUUUCAGGUGGGAUCUCAUUCUACAUGGGAUCCCGUUUCCCAUUGGGAUCCUCUUCUCUGAUUGUAUCCUGCUACUCUAUAGGAUCGUGUUACUGGUGUGUUCCAGUUUACUCGUUGCCUUUUAGGAUCCUGUUCCUUUUUGGGAUCAUAUUGCCAGUGGGAUUUUGUUUCCGGUAGGAUUAUAAAGGGUAAGUUCAAAGAAAAACCCAUGAAAGUAUAGAAAUGAAUAAAGCUAAACUAAAAUUUUGUAAGUUUUUAGAUCCUAUUAUAUAUCCCCGUAGAACUAUAUAGAACUUUCUGGAUCAUUCUAGAUUAAAAUUAAUAUCCUCCUCGAAACGUUAAAAAAACAACUUUUCCAAGUAAUUAUUUUUCAAAUACAAAAAAUUAUACAACUAAAUGCACUUCAAUAACUAUAGUACAUUUAAGUUGAAAGAGGGGCUCCAGCGGGGUCCCAUUUCAUAAUUGUACUGAAUCAGUUUUGCCUGAGAUGGGGGCCUUAUAAAAAUCAUUCAUAUAAAUCAAGGAGUUAAAUUUUAAAAUGUGUCCCAGUAAAAUCAAUUUAAUAAUAAUAAUAAUAAUAAAGUUCAUUUCAAAAACACGCUUCAUCCCCAAAGGCUCGAAUCAAUAGGAUUGUCAAGUAUUUUGACAGAGAGGGAUCAACUAUUAAUAAAGAAGAGAACAAAAUUAACGUUAACCAUGGUGGAGUGGCCGUGGUGAUAGCGGAGGACAGCACAAACACAGGCGAGGAAGAACUGAAUCCAAGCAGUACAUCAUACACAAACAGUCACCAAUGCAACAAACAGCAACCGGUUUGUUGUAAACGAAAGUUUAUUUAUCACCACUCGAUGAACAAGACUUGAUGUAUAAUUUCAGAAUUUGAUAAUAAAUCACUCCAACCAAAUAUUAAUCAACAUACCAAUCCAAACACUUCUGCCAGUAUAUCCCUCAUCAAUUCUCUCAGCACAACACUUAGCCGUAUUCAAUUCACAACAGUCAAUGUAGCACAUCCGCCAUCGCUCUUCUCUAACCACAACAGGCAUAUUAUUAUAGUGACAGUGACGAUGACGAGAGUCAAGGGGAAGAAAUAUAUUAUGGCAUUGCCAGCAUUCACUGUGAGAAUCCCUAUAAAAAUUUUAAUAUAUUUUCUAUUAAUGUAAGUGAAGACAACUUUAUUGACGAUUAUGUGGAUAACGGUGGACAUACUCAUGAUCCUGACCCCAGGCAAGAGCCGGCCUCACAACCAAGGUUCAUGGCUAAAGAUCCUGAGGAACAAAAUGAUAUUAUUGCCUCUGCUGACGACUCAAUUAAAGUUAUCGAACUUUCUAGAAAAUUCUAGAUUGGAUAUUCUUAGUUUUAAAUCCACCGAUAUUUCAAUACAGACAAAGAAGUGUAUUGCUUCCAUGCUAGGCCUACAUCAAUCAAGUCACAUAGGACCUAUAGUGUUGUCUAAGCCUAUUGAUAUUUAUAUAGCUUACAUAGGGAAAAAUAAAAUGCCCCAGAAGGAUGGAUAUUAUGAGUUCAGUACACUUUGCUAUUUGAAUAUGGAUAAUCAAGUGUCUGUGUACUAAGUUUGGUCAAGAUCCAUCUAUUCAUGUAGGAGUAUUAAGCCUAAUGGUAUUUAUAGAGCUAAUAUAAGGAAAAAGGAAAUGGGGCCCCAGGGGAAUGGAUAUUAUGAGUUCAGUACCCUUCGGUAUUUGUUUAUGGAUAAUCAAGUGUAUGUGUACUAAGUUUGGUCAAGAUCCAUCAUUUCGUGUAGGAGUAUUUGUUGUUAAUUUUAUUUAUAUGGCUUAUAUAAGAAAGAAACGAAUUUGGGGCUCUCUGCCCCAAACGGAAUGUUAUAAAAAGUUCAUAAGCCCUUAAGAGUUCCUUCCAGAUAAUGCUGAAUAUAUGUGCCAAGUUUAGUCAAGAUCCAUUGAUCCAUGUAAAAACAUAUAUGGAACAAGCCCACAAACAUUCACUUUUAUAUAUAUAAAUGAUAUGAUAUGAUGUGUAUUAUUACAGCUGUCACAUUUAGCUUGUCGUCAUGUCAUCCCGUGUCAUCAAAACAAAAUAUCUAUCAAAUUCUGCCUUUAGUUGACCAUCGCUCUAAUUGAGGCCUGUUUUUGUUCUAAUUUGCUCCUUUUGUUCCACCCAAAAUUUAUAUUUAACUGGGUCAGAAUACAAGAUUAAACUUAAAUAAUAUGAAUUUUUAGUUCUACCAUCUCACAAUAAUGAGUAGUAAUUAAUGGUCAAAUAAAAUUAUGGUUAGUUAACAAUCAAAAUAUAAGUUGUGUCAGGAAAUCCAUUCAACUGCUUAUGUAAGUUAAAAAAAAUAAAUAUUCAGGAUAUGGUCCUCAGAUUAUUUUCUAAAGCAUGAGAAAAGGUCUUUGGCAAUCCCAAAAGACACUGACUGCACAGACCUGGUUGACAUAGCUGAGCUAAAAUACAUGAAUAUUGCAACACAACAGUUAUUUUUUUAAUUUUAUUUUUGUUGGUAAUAUGAAAAUAAAUAUGAAUGUGUAAACUUAAAAACAAUAUUGAAGCAGAGAAUACAAGAAUAAAAUUAAUCAAAAAAGGUGUGUAAAGGAAUAUAUUUAUUAAAUUUCCUAGCAAUAGUGAAAAAUUUUCAUCUGUCUACUUCAUUAAAAAGAUUUUACAAUGUUUUGCCUUGAUUUUCAAAUUCCUGAAAAAGUUUAGCAAUGUGGGAUUCUAGAACAUGUAUUUAGCUACCGGGUACCACAAAAAGAAAAAAUCACCUCUAACAGAAAAAUAUUCUCUUUUGUUCACUGAGACAGCAAAGGCCAAUCACUGUUAUUCUUAUUCGAUUGCUUACAGCGUUAAUACAAAAAAUUUGGUAUAUUUUUAUUAAAAAUAAACCAAACAAGUGAAAAAACUUCAGAAACCUUUUUUUUUUUUUUUGGUUCCUUGUAGUACUUUAGUCUUAGGCUUAAAAAUGUAGAUAUUAUGGCCACAGCAUAGGGAAAACAGGUCUGUAUACAAGUUUAUAUAAAAACAAAAAAUUUGGUAUAUUUUUAUUAAAAAUAAACCAAACAAGUGAAAAAACUUCAGAAACCUUUUUUUUUUUUUUGGUUCCUUGUAGUACUUUAGUCUUAGGCUUAAAAAUGUAGAUAUUAUGGCCACAGCAUAGGGAAAACAGGUCUGUAUACAAGUUUAUAUAAACUAAUACACAAUCAAUACUGGUAAGUAAAUGUUGGUCAAAAAAUGUUUUCAUAAAAUAUUUUAUUUACCUUCUUUAAAAACAAGAUAUUUACACAAACCUCCAGAGCCCAUCAUCAGCAUAGAUCUUAAAAUAGCCAGUUUUAUUUCAACAAAUUUGUUGUAUGUCAGACUGUUGAUAUCUCUCACAAAAACUGUUUAUAACUUUAUCACUUGUAUUAAGAUUUCACUACAUAUUUAAUUAUAACAGUCUACACCCCUCAUCGUUGUUGGUUUAUCUUGCAGGUCCGAGACAAGACUCAACUCUCACUGGAGAAAUUAAAGAUGGAGAAGGUCGACAGUAGCUCCCUUGUGUUGGAGAAUGAACAGCAACAACAGCUGUACGAGAAAUUUCUUGAUGUGACAGCCAAUCAGGAGGUCCAGGCCUUGUUGGCUCACAAGGUAGCUAUCUUAAACAUGGUUGUUUCUUUACCUCAUAUGUAGCUCUAUUUGUCGGUCUAAUACAUUUAAUAAAAUGUAUGAUCUAUUAAUUGUUUAUAAUAUAAUCUUUUAUUUUUCAUUAAAUAUUAUUUAAUUUUAAAUUCAAUUUUUCAUUUAACAAAUAUGAAACUUAAUAAAUACUGUAAUUUUUUAUCAUUUGAUUAGUUUCAUGAAUAUUUUUAGUAACUAAAAAAAAAAAGUACUAGUCAAUGACCUCUUUUGGCCAAAUCAUUACCUUAACUUUAUGGGGGGGUUAUUUGAUUAGUUUCAUGAAUAUUUUUAGUAACUAAAAAAAAAAAGUACUAGUCAAUGACCUCUUUUGGCCAAAUCAUUAACUUAACUUUAUGGGGGGGUUGGGGGGGGGGGACCGCUAUCUAUUUGGCCAAAUCAUUCAUUAACUCAACUUUAUUUUGGAGGAAGCCCACCACCCAAACUGCCAAUGAGUACAACCAAAUAUUUUAACAGCUUUUCAAAUAUAAAAAUUCUUGUCAAAAAUAUGUUUUUUAAGUAUCAUCAUUUAUUUUAUAUCUAAUAGUAAAUGCAAGUGGAAGCUAUGCUUACAAGUCAAGCCUAUACUUUUAGGUUGCUUACAAGUGAACUCUUGUCUGAAGUGGAAUCUUGUCUCAAGUAGACUCUGAUCUUGAUCAUGGACAAGAAUGUACAAUGUUAGUUCAUCUUAAAUUUCUAACAUAUUUAAAUAUACAAUGUUACAUAUAUUUUAUAUAGUUUUUACAAAUCUUUAUUAAUAUCCUGAAAUGUUAAUUGCUUUUAAAUUGUUUUCUAGGUUCAACUAUAGAAUAAACUUAAAUCCUACCCAACUGGAUCCCCCAGCAUCAGCCACUGUGAGCUACAACAACAGAUCAACCAGCACCAACUAUUGUUAUCAAGAGAUAAAAUAACUCACCAGCUGCUGUAAGCUCCAAGGCUUAAAGUGAAUAUAAAAUGUGAAAAUUUAAACAUUAAUGCUCUAUCAAAAAAUUGUUUAUGUGUGAUGUAGGCUUCAAUUUAAAACAAAAUUGUUUACCCUAUAACUUUUGCUGUGCUGCUUAUACUUAUAGAAUAGUAAAAUAAAUAGUCAAAAUUAAGUUAUAAACAGAUUAAAAACAUGUUACUGUAUUUUAUACUCUGAUCUAAAAUUGUAAUUUUUUUUUUUAAAACCUGCAGAAUGUCUAAAUCAGAAAGAUCAAGUACAUUAUCAUCAGAUGGACUCGUUGAAUUCUGCGGUACUAAAUACAUGAUCAUUGGAGGGACUCACUGGAUUCUGAAGGACUAAGUACAUCUUGGAGUCAAGAUUAGGAACUCAUUGAAACCAAAUAAUUCCAUUCAUUACAUUUGACAGUGAUAUUUAUAUAUAAGUAUGAUUAUUACACAAAAUCAGUGGUUCUCAACUUGUAGGUCCUGACACCUUAGUGGGACGUGUAAAAAAAAACCACCAGAAAUUUGAGUGGUUUUUAAAAAAUGUUAAUCUUUUAUUUUAAAAAAAUGAAUGUGGGCUGCAACAACUUUGCAAAUGGUAUCAAAGGGUCACUGUGAUAAAAGGCUGAGAACCGCCAGCACAAAUUGUUAAUGUAAUAAAUUGUCCUAAUGUUUUAAAAGUUGUAAUGCUCACUUGCAUAUCACAUGACUUUUCAUAACUGCAGAGUAAGUAUACAGCCUAUACAAUUAAUCCCCUCUGCCAGUCUGAUAAGAUGGCUCUUAUUGACUUGAAUGACAAACAUUUACUGGUCAAGAGAUGCUACUUUUGUCGAUUGACUGCCUCUUAGGAAGCCUUGUAAAGGGUUAGCUUUCUUCUCCACAGCUACCUCUCUUUUAUAUCGUACCAGCUCUUUUUGGGUAUGGCGUAGUUUUGUGUUCCAUAUUCUGUCCAUCUUAGUGCUGUCCUGGGAAGUGAGCUUGGUGGUAUUCUACACACACACACAAAAAACAAAAAAAAAAACAGUUUCGGUAUUUUAAUUCAUGCAUUUUUUACCAUAGUGUUUGUUACUCUUGAUUGGAAUUUCAUUACGUUAUUGCAUCGUAUUUGGUCAGAAUAUUCUAUGAGAGCUUUACAGGCAUUUGGUUUCUAGCUUCCAUUUUAAUGUGAUAGUGGUCUUCCAGGAUAGAGUGUCAUCAAGACAAUGUCACUGUCACAAUUGUCACCUCUUGUGACCUCACUUCCUAGGCACUUACACUCUUUGAGGGGCUGUUCAGUGAUUAUGCUCUACACUUGAGUCUUUAUUAUUAUGACCUGUUUUUGAUGUAUAAUCAUAAACAAAGUACCCUGUACUUAUAAACUGUGUUUUAACUAUUAAAUAAAAUUCAGGUGUACAAAACAGACAUUCCCAAAUUCAGAUUUAAAAUAAAUUGAAACUUGUCAUGAAUUGCCAACAGUGGAUCAGGGGUGUGGGUGGACACUUGCACUACAAACCUGUUGUUGACCUUUUGCACUCAUAGGAAUCUGUUCACAUUUUUUACUUUCUGUUAACACACCAGGUUGUGAAUGUAACUUAACACUGGUUUACAUGAAAAAGGGUUGAAUGUUUUUAUUCAUACAAAUACUAUUGAAUACUAGUAUUCUAUUAUUUGUUAAAAAUAUUUGGCCUGUCAUUCAUAUUGGGAAGAGUGAAGAAUGUUUAUUGCAAAAUCAAAUUUAAUUUUCUGAUGUUAUAUGUAUAGAAAAAAUAGUUUUUAUGAUGCUAUAUGUGCAGAAAAAGUAGUUUUUAAGAUAUUAUAUGUGUAGAAAAUUUUGUUUUUAGGAUAUUUUAGGUGUAGAAGAAAUAGUUUAUAUUAUGUAAUGUGUUUAUAUAUGUAGAAAAAAAUGUUUUUUUUUUAAUGAUUUUAAAUGUGCAGAAAAAAUUGAAUACAAUGCAAACUUCCUCCUUUUCUCUUUAAUGGCUUUUAUUCAAUACAUUUUUAUGUAUGUAUAAAUUUCUGAUUUGAAUGAAAUUUCAAAAUAUGUACAUUUUUAGUUUUUUAAUUUUUUUAUAAACACUUUGUAUUAGAUAAAUUGUUACCUCAGAUACAUAUGGCAAUUAAAAAUUGCAUGUGUAUGUACCACAUUACUAUGUUUGAUUGCAUGUGAUGUAUUCCAUUUACAUGUUAUGUGAUUUAUUACUUUUACAUGUUAUGUGAUUUAUUUUGUUUAACAUGUUAUGUCAUUUAUUCCAUUUAACACGUUAUGUGACAUAUUCCAUUUACAUGUUAUGUGAUUUAUUCCAUUUAACAUCUUUUGUGAUUUAUUCCAUUUAACAUGCAGGUGUUUAACUUAGCUAAGUGUACAAAUUGAUUUGGUUUCUUUGUAUUAAUUGUAGCCAGUGGUGGAAAAGCAAACCAUAUUUUCUAAUGGGCCACCAUCAAUGCAUCACUAGUACAUGCUCAUUAUGUCUUGCACAUAUUCUGUGUUCAUUUCAUUCCCUGCUUGGGGUUACUGGUAAUUUGAUAGAAAGGAAAUUUGGUCGAAUCUUUUUUUUAAAAUUUUCGUCAAAUUUCUUUUUUGAACGCCCUAUACUAUAUAUUAAAACAAAUAAUGCGUUAAAAAAGACAUUAGAAAAAAAGAUUUGACCAAAUCUCCGUUCGAUCACAUCUCUGUUGAUCAGUUUUCCGUCUACGAAAUUUCUUUCGAUAAAAUUUCCAGAUACUUUUUUUCUUUCGAACAAAUUUCCAGACAUGCCUGCUUGGUCACACUCCAUUUUCUUUGUGUUGUGUUCACUUUCUCAUCUCAUGGAGGCCUAUUUAUUUGAUAUAUUUUAAAUAUUUCUUAAUUUAAUAUUUAGUCACUUUAAAAUUUGUAUUUGGUUUGACAGCCUCUUUCUUCUAGCAGUAGCAGCCAUUGAAUAAGACAACCAUGAUUUUCGCAGCAGGCAUUACAUUGUACUUUGGAGUUUGUGUUCAUUUAUGAUUAAUUUGAGACAAAUGCAGGGUAAGCUUGUCUCAUAACUGUACAAGGGAAAUAAUGGGGUUACUGCUUUACUUAACAAUUUAAUUGUAAAAUGGAAC